Heterotrigona itama is the source of this 501-nucleotide messenger RNA. NCBI's taxonomy places the organism in Eukaryota, Metazoa, Arthropoda, Insecta, Hymenoptera, Apidae. The record is from the annotation of a GenBank genome assembly.
AAACAGCCAUUACCGUGUUUCUUGGGCAAGGCGGAGGCAUCAGAUGGACAUACUCCAGAAAAACGGCAACGUCAUUACGAUGAACAUUUGCAACCACUUGGAGCGAGCUUGCGGGAUAUGAAAUCGUUGCAGACAAAUUUCCUUUCUGUUCCUUUCGGCUCGUCCUUGCCGUGUCCUGGAGAAUCGUCUUCGUGUUCCAGCAGCGCGUGCCAAUCCGAAGAGCUGGAAAAAACAUGGUACACUGUCAGUCGAAUGCCAAUGCCGCUUUCUUGUCUUUGUCCAUUGCGACAAUUGUUAAAGUGUUCAGCAAGUGAUGGACUUAGAGGAGCCAUCAUGUCUUUUGGCCUUUGUGAGACAUCGGUGGACGAUGACACGGAUAGAAUAAAAGUGGAGUUUCAAUUUUUGACUCUCCCAAACUUAGGAUUCGGAGCACGGAUCUAUCAGAAUGUAAGCAAGGUCACGGAGAAGAGACGAUUCACCUUACUGGGCUCAGGCAGGAAU